Molecule: messenger RNA, 336 nt
Organism: Penicillium cinerascens
Lineage: Eukaryota; Fungi; Ascomycota; Eurotiomycetes; Eurotiales; Aspergillaceae
Exons: 2
Coding region: 1-336 (111 amino acids)
Source: RefSeq, a predicted model, not a curated record
AUGUCCGUUCAGGUCAUUUAUGAUCCUGACUGUGACCAAAACUUUCCCCGUCUUUAUCAUAACCAGUUCCAACAAUGGAUUAACGCGAAUCACCAAUUCGCGAUUCAUGAUGGAACUGUACUUGGUUUUGACCAGGCUCAUGUUCUUUUAGCAACGGUCUCCAUCCCACUACAAGUACCCAUGACCCCAACCCAGUUCCACAUGUCACUGUUCGCUUGUCGAAUCCGUCUUUACGCAGCCAAAGGACCUGGUACAUCCUUCAUUGGCGGGUUGGUGGUGGCUCAGUCUUCCUUCCGCGACCAGAUAAUGAAGACUCAAACAGGCGAAGGCAGAUGA